AUGGAGAUCAGUCUGGAGGGGGACGGCUCGUUCGGGGCCCCGAAGCCGGAAGUCCUGUGCGAGCCGUCCCCUUCGAUCUCUGCAGGGCGGCCGAGGCGGCCUGCAGCGCAGGCUGCGCUCUCGAGGAUCCGGAACGCGAACCGGAUUAUGAGCGGUUUGGGGGAGACCUUGUUCAGCCUCAACCCCGACCUAUGCCUGAGCCAAGUCCCUACGUCCAAGGUUGGUCUGAACCCGGAGGGGGCGUCGGUAGUGGUCAGCCCCAACCCGAAUCCCAAAUCCAGGGCCAACCUCAGCCUGAGCAUGGAAUGCCGGUUCAGGUUCAAUCCAACCCUGUGUCUCACUUUGAACCCCAAGUUCGAGACCAACCUAGCCCUGUACCCCGCGACAAAACUCAGGGACGACCCCGGCUUUGGCCCCGGCCUCUGCUUCGGAUUCAAGCCUACCCACUCAUCGAUCUCACCUCUGACACGGAGUCCGAGUCUGGGUCUUGAGCCCAGGCCGUACCCAGCCCGGACCCCGAGCAAGCUCAUGGCCCGCAUCUCUCUCUCCCUACUCCCCCUCCUCCCCUUUGUUAGACGGACCACAUCGGGGCACGACCCAGCGUUCCAUAGGCAAGCCCCGUGA
This is a messenger RNA of Durotheca rogersii, 624 nucleotides long. RefSeq lists its product as uncharacterized. The transcript is spliced from 2 exons. The record is from RefSeq and is a predicted model, not a curated record. The coding region runs from base 1 to 624 and encodes 207 amino acids. Lineage: Eukaryota; Fungi; Ascomycota; Sordariomycetes; Xylariales; Xylariaceae.